AUGGUGAAUCGUCAAAAUCAAAAUCAAAAUGUUGUUCCUCAUGCGGUGCUUGAUCCUGCUCAGAAUCCAGCAUCACCUUACUAUAUACAUUCAAGUGAUAAUCUCGCAGCAACAAUGGUGAAUCCACCUCUGAAUGACAAGAACUACAACGCUUGGGCGAGAUCGAUGAAGCGCGCUUUGGUCGCGAAGAACAAGUUUCGAUUCGUCAGCGAUGAAAUUUCAGUACCAACAGCAACCGAUGCAAACUUUGAGGCUUGGGAUCGCUGCAAUAGCUUGAUCCAUUCGUGGAUUCUUAACUCGGUAACAAUCUCUAUAGCAAAUAGCAUAGUUUUCCUUGAAAAUGCAUGUGAUGCUUGGAGAGACUUGCGAGAUCGAUUUUCUCAAGGGGAUCUAGUUAGGAUUUUCGAAUUGCAUAAUGAAAUCAGUAAUUUGAAGCAAAAUUCAAUGUCUGUGAGUGAGUAUUAUACUGAGUUGAAGAUACUCUUGGAGGAAUUGGAACAUUAUCGUCCAAUUCCACAAUGUAGAUGCACUGUCCCUUGUAGAUGUGAUGUUAUUGAGAGUGUGAAGUUGUUCAGAGAACAGGAUAACGCUAUCAGAUUCCUUUUAGGGUUGAAUGAUAGCUUUGGAGUGGUGAAAUCACCGAUUCUAAUGAGUCAUCCUCUACCGUCAUUAGCUAAGGUUGUUUCUCUAGCCACACAACAUGAGAGGCAAACUGAGACAGAAGAGAAAGGAGAUUCACUAACAAUAGUGAAUGUUGCAGAAGGAAAGAAACCACCAUAUGGAAAAGGUCAAUUUGGUGGUUCUUCCUACAGAAACACAAGAAAAUUUUGCACUCAUUAUUAUGAUGAUGUUUACUCACAAAGAGGAGUUGAAGAACCUUUUACUGCAUAUCAGUAUAAAAGAAUCAUAGACAUGAUUCAUCAUGAGACCACAGCUUCAAAGAAAGGAUCAGAGAAUGGUAGUGCUUCUGAAGUGCAAACCAAGAGGAGGAUUGGUUUGGGUAGUUUGCAGCCUGAUGAACUCUAUCACCUUGUAGUUAGUAGUUCUUCUAGUACCUGUUUUUCAAUUCAGCAUAGUUCUAUUUCUGAAAUAAAUGACUUUAGUCAUAUCAUUCCACCUGGUGCUUUAUGGCACUUCAGGUUAGUGCACUUAUCCCAUGAUAGACUACUUGCUUUACACACUGUAAAUAAUUCCAUUGAUGUUAGUAAGUCCAUUGUCUGUGAUGUUUGUCAUUUGGCCAAACAAAAGAGAAAAAUGUUCACUGUUAGCUUUAGUAAAGCACAAAAAUGCUUUCGCCUGGUUCAUAUGGAUAUUUGGGGUCCUCUUGCUCAAGCUUCUGUUCACAAUCACAUGUAUUUCCUCACUAUUCUGGAUGAUUGUAGCCGAUUUGUUUGGGUUGUAUUACUCAAUAACAAGGGUGAGGUUCAGCAACAAGUGAAUAAUUUCAUCACAUUGGUUAAGACUCAGUUUGGACAGACAGUAAAAGCUAUCAGAAGUGACAAUGGGCCAGAAUUUCUUCUUCCUGCAUUCUAUUCUGCUCAGGGCAUUGUUCAUCAAAGAUCUUGUGUGAGCACCCCUCAGCAGAAUGGGAGGGUUGAGAGGAAGCAUCAGCAUAUUCUCAAUAUUGCAAGAGCUUUAUUGUUUCAAUCUAAACUGCCUAAGAAAAUGUGGUGUUACUUUGUGUUGCAUGUUGUAUUCCUUAUGAAUAGGAUACCUAGUAAGCUUUUGAAGAAUAAGUCACCAUAUGAGUUGCUAUAUCAAGAAGCAGUGGAUCUGGAAAUGAUGAAGGUCUUUGGAUCACUUUGCUUUGCUAACAAUCUGGCAAAUAACAGAUCCAAAUUAGAUCCAAGGGCUAGGAAAAGCAUUUUCUUGGGAUACAAGCAAGGAAUGAAAGGUUAUGUCUUGAUGGAUCUUAUAUCACAAGAAAUUUUUAUCUCAAGAGAUGUUAUCUUCCAUGAGCAUGUGCUGCCUUACAAAGGUUCCAACUCACCUGCUUGGAAUUGUCUUGAUCUACAAACACAUGGAGAUUCUACAGGUGAGAAACUGAAUGUUGCUCUAGAAAUUUAA
This is a messenger RNA of Lotus japonicus, 2067 nucleotides long. RefSeq lists its product as uncharacterized. Gene Ontology annotation, biological process: DNA integration. The transcript is spliced from 3 exons. NCBI's taxonomy places the organism in Eukaryota, Viridiplantae, Streptophyta, Magnoliopsida, Fabales, Fabaceae. The record is from RefSeq and is a predicted model, not a curated record. The coding region runs from base 1 to 2067 and encodes 688 amino acids. Gene Ontology annotation, molecular function: nucleic acid binding.